Dujonia railenensis is the source of this 762-nucleotide messenger RNA. The record is from the annotation of a GenBank genome assembly. Lineage: Eukaryota; Fungi; Ascomycota; Pichiomycetes; Serinales; Debaryomycetaceae.
AUGUCCAGAAGAUACGAUUCAAGAACUACUAUUUUUUCGCCUGAGGGUAGAUUAUACCAAGUGGAAUACGCUCAGGAGGCUAUAUCCCAAGCCGGAACUGCAAUUGGGAUACUUUCCACAGAAGGUGUUGUCUUAGCAUGUGAGAAGAAAUUCACUUCCAAGUUGUUAGACAACGAUGGAUCUGCUGAAAAGUUGUACAUUUUGAAUGAUAAUAUGAUCUGUGCUGUAGCCGGUAUGACAGCAGAUGCCGGAAUUCUCAUCAAUAAUGUCAGAGUUCAGGCACAGCAGUAUUUGAAGACUUAUAACGAACAGAUACCUUGUGAAUUGUUGAUCAAGAGAAUCUGUGAUGUCAAGCAAGGGUACACCCAACACGGUGGGUUAAGACCAUUUGGUGUCAGUUUUCUUUACGCUGGGUACGAUGAUAGAUACGAGUUCCAAUUGUUCACGUCUAACCCCUCAGGUAACUAUUCCGGAUGGAAGGCCACCAGUAUUGGUGCCAACAACUCAGCAGCCCAGACUUUGUUGAAGAAGGAUUACAAGGAUGACUUGAGUUUAAAAGAUGCAUGUAACUUGGCCAUCAAGGUGUUACUGAAGACAAUGGAUGCGUCGAGUUUGAAUAGUGACAAGUUAGAAUUUGCAACUUUGAGUUUAUCCAAGUUGGAAAAGGGAAAGACUGUGCGUAAGAUUUGGAAAGACGAAGAGAUCGACUUAUUGAUCAAGGAAAGCGGUGUAUUGGAUGAGAAGAAAGAUGAUGACGAAUAG